UAAGGUAAACCAAGGGACUUGCCUCUGUCAUUUUUUUUUUUUUUUCGUUUUUGUUGGUUUUCUAAAUAUCUAUGAAGAGAAUUAAACCAUGGACUUUGUCUCAGCCAUGAUUUUUAUUCUGGCUAUGGUCCUGAUUAUCACAUUAGGCUCCUUCAAACAUUUGAGACCUAGUUUUUUCUCUCAGUCUGCUGAGACAUGACCUGUUAAUUAACUGAAACACCUGUUGCUCAAGCUCGACGCACGGUUGACAAACUUCAAAACAAAUUUAUCAACAGGAUAUUGGACUGCUCUCUUUUCAUGGCGGUCUCCCGACUCUGUCCUCUCGCGUUCGCGUUUAGCGUCGCCAUAAUCAUCGCCGUUUCCACCGUUUACACGUUUAUCAGUGGCUACAGCGAAGAUCUGGUUUUUAAAUUGAAACGAAGUCGAGGACAUUCAAAAAGACAGUCGAGACUCGACAAGAAAAUGGCAUUCCCGUAUCAAAAUAUUCGUAUUCCAAAUCAUGUUCGUCCAUUGUCUUACGACAUUUACAUUCACCCAAAUUUAACGACCUUUAAGUUUUAUGGCAGGGUUAUAAUCGAAUUACGGUGCUACCAACCCACGAGGAACGUAAUAUUUCAUGUGCGUGACCUUCGUGUUGCAAAUGUAAAGCUCACGGAUUCAAGACAAAAACGUUUGAAAAUCGCGCGAACAGUGCAAUACAAGAAAAACCAACAACAUUUGAUUGCUGUGAAUGAAGAGCUCAGAGAAAAGGAAAGAUAUGCACUUUAUAUGGAAUUUAAUGGAACGUUAUCUAAAAACAUGGAGGGAUUUUACAGAAGCAGCUACAAGACAAAGACAGGACAAGCCAGUUUCAGGUACCUAGCUACAACUCAAUUUGAAGCCACAAAUGCGCGUUCUGCCUUUCCAUGUUUUGACGAGCCUUCGUUCAAGGCGGUUUUCCACAUUACAGUAGUACAUGACGUCAAUCACAAAGCGCUGUCCAACAUGCCGCUGGAGUCACGUGACAGAAGGAAUGACGGUCUUUUGGAAAGUCGCUUCUCUCCAAGUGUUCCCAUGCCAACAUAUCUUGUGGCGUUUAUUGUAUGUGACUUUAGGUACAAAGAGACCAAUACAAAGAGCAACAAGAAGAUAAGGGUGUGGUCCAAACCUGACGCAAUCGACAGCGUGGACUUAGCUCUGAAUGUGGCCAAGCGCACUCUGGAAUAUUAUGAGGAUUUUUUCAAGGUCUCGUAUCCACUGCCUAAACUCGAUCUCAUCGCAAUUCCUGACAUGGGCGGGGCAAUGGAAAACUGGGGACUAGUGACGUUUCGUGAGUCUGCUGUACUCUUUGACUCGAGCACCGGAAGCGUAGCUGACAAGAAACUGGUGACGAUGAUUGUAGAUCACGAGCUUGCCCACCAAUGGUUUGGUAACUUAGUAACAAUGAAAUGGUGGAACGAUCUGUGGCUGAAUGAAGGAUUUGCAGUGUACAUGGAAUACCUAGCCACCGAUAACUACAACCCCAAAUGGAAAAGGGAGGAUCAAUUUAUAUUGGAUACUAUGAGAGAAGCGCUGGACGUUGACAGCUCAAUUCACACACAUCCAGUGUCGGUUAAGGUUCGCAAUCCAGCAGAAAUCAACGAGAUAGUGGAUACGAUAACAUAUCAUAAGAGUUCUGCAGUUAUAAGAAUGAUGCAAAAUUUCCUUGGAGUUGAGACAUUUAGAAAAGGAAUUCAGAUUUACUUGAAGAAACAUCGAUUUUCAAAUGCCAAGGCCUCGGAUCUUUGGGAAACAAUGAAUAAGGCAUCAGGAAAUUUUGUGGACGUUACAAAAAUCAUGGACUCGUGGGUCACACAGAAAGGAUUUCCUGUUAUAUCAAUUUCAAGUGAUAAAAUUCAGAGGAAAGAUGGCAGUUUGUCCUACAGGGCAAGUCAGAAAAGAUUCUUUAGAGAUUUUACCUCGACACACUUAAAGGAUGGGAAUGCAAAGGGACAUGGAUGGUAUGUUCCGCUGACUUACAUUACUGAAACCUCACUUAGUAGUAUGAAAACUGUGUGGAUGAACAAGUCUUCAGUUACAUUUCAGCUUCCCGGCAGUCUCUCUGGCUGGUUUAAGGCCAAUGUUGGACAAACUGGUUUCUAUCGAGUCAACUAUGAAGAAGAGAACUGGAAACGACUGAGCCAGCAAUUACUUCAUAAUCACACGGUGCUGAGUCCAUCAGAUAGAAGUGGAUUAAUUGACGAUGCAUUGAGCAUGGCAAGGGCGGGUGUCCUGGACUACAAGACUGCACUGGACAUGACGGAGUACAUAAAACACGAGCGGGAAUAUGUUCCAUGGACGGUCGCUCUUCGCUCCAUGGCUUACAUCGGCACCAUGCUGAGCUCAAGAUCUUCCUACGAGCUUUAUCAGCAAUUCAUCGUGGAGAAGAUGAAGCCAAUGGAACAAAUACUAGGAUGGGAAGACACUGGAGAACUGACUGAUAAGUUUCUCCGAGAGCUAACUCUUUCUACGCUAAGUUUGAAGGGUCACGCAGAAACCGUAAGCAAGUCACAAAAACUGUUUGAUGACUGGAUGAGUACCAAUGGGAGCCAUCCGAUUGUGCCACACCUUCGAAAGAUUGUUUACUUCACCGCCAUUAAGUACGGAGGACACACUGAAUGGGAAUUUUUGUGGAGAAAGUACAAGGACUCCAAAAAUGCCGCGGAGAGAGAAAAAAUCAUUUCCGCUCUCUGUACUGCGAGAAAUAAAGAUGUGCUACAAAGGUUGCUAAAGGACACAUUGGACAGCAGUGAGGUUCGUUCUCAGGAUAUGAUUCAAAUCAUUGCUACCGUGGCUAGCAAUCCUGAGGGACGCCAGCUGGCUUGGAAAUUUUUUAACAAGAACUUCAAAAAGAUAGUGGAAAGGUUUGGUAAAGAGUCAAAGGCAGUUGUGUUUCUCCUAGAGAAAACGACAGAAAAUCUCAACACGCCAGAGCACUUGAAGGAGGUCAAGGAUUUCAUCAAAACACAUCACACAAUGUCCUUGGUUCAAUUAUCUGACAAGAAAAUUCUGGAAAAAAUUCAGACCAACAUACAUUGGAUGGCGACACAAGUCCAGAAGGUGGAGAAGUGGUUGAAGGAUCGACAAAAAUAAAAACAAAAAGAAACACAUUCCUGACCCCAUGGUGUAAGGAUACCCCUCAAUAGGGACUCAGUGAUGGUCCCAUUCACAUGUAAAGCGAACACUGGAAACCCGCAGUGAAAAGAAGACCUCCCUUAAAUUAAAUGUGCACUGAGUGAUGGUUUCAAUUACAUGUACAAACAGAGAACUCGUACUCUGCAGGAAGGUACACCAUGCUGAAACUGCCACUGAACAGCAAGAUCUUUUUUUUGUUCAUAAUUGAAAUUUUUAACUUCCCUAUUCUCAUUGAGGCAUAGUAAACACAAGGGGUUGUUUGGAGUAGAUAAACAUGAAAAGCAGUCAAGGCUAUCUAAGGCAUGUUAAAUUCAAAGAGCAAACUAAAAUCUGAAAUUCGCAGACACUGUUUGAACAAGUCACGCAAUCUUCCUCCCCCACGUAGGGGAGGGAGAUUGCAUGACAAGCCCAAAGAAUGUCUGCGUAGGAGGUUAAUUAAUUUACGAAAUUAAAAAAAAUCUGUUUUCCAUAAUGCUAAUGUAACUACCUUUUCACCCACUCACAGUGUGUACAGUAACUAUUUCACCAACAAUGCAACUGACGAGCACUUUUUGUGGGGCUUACUGACUUGGAUCAGUUUGCUUCACAAUGUCACUAAAAACAGGCUGGACCAAUGGUUUCAUUGAUACAGGCAAUUUAAUAAACUUCUUACAUAUAAUGGUACAGUAUACCAUGUACAUUAUAUACAUAUAUAAUAAAGAUUCUCGUAAUUCUAGCAAUGUAAAAUACUCGAAGAAAAGACUCUAGACAACAGUAGCUGUUGAAAGUAACAUUUCCAUUAGUUCACUUCGCAUUAAGCCAUUCUUGGAAUUACUCUUCCAUUGGCAGUUUCUUAUCCGUUCAUGUUAACUACAGAACAAGCUAUUGGUGUGGAAGUAAAAACAUGACUGGGGCUAGAAACCCCUUUAUCAACUCUGUCAUUUUUCUAAAUGAUCAAUCAGAGGUCAAGCUGUCAAUAAUAUUAUCGACUUUAUUGAACUAAAUCUAUUAUAUAACUGAAAACGUAAGAAAAAUAAGAAUAAAUUAAGUAACACCACACUAGUCAAAUUCUCUUCCUUCACUUUUCAGAAAAUUCAGAGAAUUUAUCACUGACAAAUGAUUAAUGCUGUCUUUAAAUGUAAGUUACACUUACAACAAAGCAAUGCGUAGAAAUCACAAAUACUUCAAAGCAUCGUGCAGUUCCAGAAAAUAUCCAUAUUGCUCCCACAGAAGGGAUUGAAAUUUCCUGGGAGGUGGGGCUUUCUGAAAUACCAAAAAAUUAAAGAAAUGUGUGAAGCUUUAUUCAAAUUUCCAGAGGGGUGGGGCAGGGGAGGGGGUUCUUAGAAAAAAUCCCUUCCAUAGGGAAAGUAUGGAUAUUUUCUGGAACCACACAUUUCAUCCCAACAAUAACGAUCAUGCUUAAAACCGAUUCCUCUCUGAGAAACUGACAUCUUGAUUGAAGUCCAGUUCAUUUGAGUAAGCAGGUGGUAAUGUUAACAAACACCAAUAAGUUCUUUCUUAACAUUUUUUCUCACACAGUUCAAGUUUGCUGGUUCAUUUUAAUCAAACAGAACCAGUAGCUCCAGAACAGCAUUCCCUCUCAAAAUGGCACUGCAUUAUAAUACAGUCAUCAAUCUUCCCACAUAUUCCCAAAUGUUGCUCACAUUAUUUCUUAGCUUCAAGUCCUAUGAUCAUGAUCAAAAUUAAAUUCUCUCCACUGAAUCACUUUGAAUAAUUUUAUCAACUAUCCUUGAAUAAAUUAGAUUUUAAAUGAACAAAGCUGUCCUAAAUGGCUAAUUCACAUGGCCUUUAAGAUGUAUUUACAACUAUACUUACACCAUUAUUUCUACAGAAGCAAUUCUCUGAGUCAGACACUUUUUGGCUAAUUUUUUUCUUUUUCGUUUUGUGUUAAUUUUUUUAGGACUUCAACUUCCCAAGUUAACAGUACUGUUCUAUAGAAACUCUGCCUCUUGUAUUUUUGGUGCACAUUUCCUUAACACAAUUAUUCUGUUUACUUAAAUCUGCGGCAAUCAUUUUCACAUUCCCACAUCAUGCACAUGUACUUGAUUUUCGUUUUACCUUAUGGUGUCCAGAAUGUUCCAAAAAACUCCUCCACUUUGUUAGAUAAUUAGGCAACAAGAGUAAGUCACAGUGAUUACAAUGAAACCUGUUAAAUUCUGAGCACUUACUGAAUGCAAAUUUGCAAUGUUCUGUUACUAAAAAUCAGAAGUUAGAUGACCUUUCAGAAAGCAAAAUAUACACUGCGAGCUACAGAAGAAACACAAAGAUGUUUUUAUGAACAUUCGCAGAAGGCCUUGUCAUAGAAAAAAAAA
Messenger RNA from Orbicella faveolata, 5465 nucleotides. Its product is annotated as endoplasmic reticulum aminopeptidase 1-like. Gene Ontology annotation, molecular function: zinc ion binding; metalloaminopeptidase activity; peptide binding. Lineage: Eukaryota; Metazoa; Cnidaria; Anthozoa; Scleractinia; Merulinidae. Gene Ontology annotation, biological process: peptide catabolic process; proteolysis. Gene Ontology annotation, cellular component: cytoplasm; membrane. The record is from RefSeq and is a predicted model, not a curated record.